CGUCGACCAGGGCUACCUCAAUAAUUCAGCCAGUACCCACGUAGAACCAGUCGGAGUCAUAGACUGAGAUAGAAACGGCCUCGUAUCUCCACUCUCAUCUCUUGUGACAGGGUCGACGGACGGUAGAGCGCGUAGUGAAUGGCAAAGAGGGUGUCAUCUCGCUCAACAGUCCUUGAGCUGAGGGCGGCGCUUUCCCAACUCCAGCUGGACGAUCACGGCAAGAAGGAGACGCUGAUCAGACGCCUGUCGACCGCCUACAAGAAGGACGCGGCCGCCAAGGUUGCGAAGGAAGCCAUGAUCAUCCUGCCUUCCAGGCGGCCUCAACCGGUCAAGUCUUUCCUAUGCUUCGACGUGGAAGCCACAUGUAUAGCGGAUAAGACGCUAGACUGGCCGAAUGAGGUGAUCGAGUUUCCGGUCAUCCUCGUACAAUGGGAAGGAUCCGGAGCGGAAUCAUCCAAACGGAGUCCUUCCGAUAAACCCACCCUGGUGGACCCCUCGAAAUCCAGCCCCAUACCUGCUUCCAACAACGGCGCGACCACCUUGACCUCACCACCUCCUCUGAAUGAUUCCUUGCCAUCAAAAUCGACCCCGGAUUCCCAGACGGAUCUGAGCUCAAGUCCAGUCUCAACGUCGUCUGCCGAGGAGGAUCUGCCCCGACUGAAGAUUGUGGAUCAGUUCCAUUCCUAUGUUCGGCCGACAUGGAGGCCCGAUCUAUCGACCUUUUGUACUACAUUGACAGGGAUCACUCAGACAACGAUAGACGAAUCGCCGACAUUUCCACAGGUCAUAGAAAAGUUUGAGAAAUGGCUCGGAAAGCAUGGAUUGCUGCAGGAUGGAAAGCUGACGCCAGGGACGUCGUGGGUGACGGACGGGCCAUGGGAUCUGCGUGAUUUCCAGCUGCAUAUCACACCUCUGCAACCCCCGACAUUCGCCAAACCGUACCCCGCCUACUUCUCGGGGCCUUAUAUCGACAUCAAGGAGGCCAUGAAGAAUUAUCUCACAGAGACUUGGUAUCGGACGAAUUGCCCGGAAGAGCCCUUACCGGCAAAGGGCAGUCCGCAGCGGUUCAGUACGAGACCCGGACCACAUCGAUGGUCGAGACGGAGUCCAAAAUACUAUCGAAACUUGGCGGGACAGUUGGAGGCGCUGAAUAUGGGCAAGUUUCAAGGUCGGCAGCACUCUGGCAUCGAUGAUGCGACCAACGUGGCGAGAAUCUUGAUAGAGCUUGCGAGACGGGACGUCCUGCUCGAAAUGAACGACAACCUUCCACCCGCAACGAAUCCUAAGCGAUAUAAUUGGAUGGGCGAGAAACCAGGACAGGUGUAUUGGGACCGAAAGAACGGUUAGAUGAGGCAUAACUUAGGUAUAAGGUAGACAUAGCUAGUGAUGGUCGGAGACACCGAGCUCUAUCGAUGUAUUCAUAAGUAGAUGUACGAUGUACAGAUACAACCACCCUGUUCUCGUAGCUCGUAGAACUUGGGAUUCGUCAUCCGCUUGAGGGUACCGCGGAUGCAAAUCGAGUAUCGAUCAUGACGAUGAACAAGCGAGAGGGAGGUCGAUCAAU
This is a messenger RNA of Filobasidium floriforme, 1564 nucleotides long. RefSeq lists its product as uncharacterized. The record is from RefSeq and is a predicted model, not a curated record. Gene Ontology annotation, molecular function: nucleic acid binding; 3'-5'-RNA exonuclease activity. NCBI's taxonomy places the organism in Eukaryota, Fungi, Basidiomycota, Tremellomycetes, Filobasidiales, Filobasidiaceae. Gene Ontology annotation, biological process: exonucleolytic trimming to generate mature 3'-end of 5.8S rRNA from tricistronic rRNA transcript (SSU-rRNA, 5.8S rRNA, LSU-rRNA). The coding region runs from base 139 to 1347 and encodes 402 amino acids. The transcript has 8 exons.